Molecule: messenger RNA, 1053 nt
Organism: Oikopleura dioica
Lineage: Eukaryota; Metazoa; Chordata; Appendicularia; Copelata; Oikopleuridae
Source: the annotation of a GenBank genome assembly
AUGAAACUCUUUGGAACAUAUCUCCUCGCCAGCGUCGCUGCUAGAAGAAAUAAGAAUAAGAAUAAAGGUGAAGGUCGACUCUAUGCCGAUUUGGGCAGCUUCCUCUCCGCCGCCCCGCCAUCCUGGUGGAACGAAAGCCAAACCGUUGGCUUCCUCAAAAACGCGCGAACUGAUGGAAAAGCUGUCUUUUCCGAUGAAGUCUGGGCAGGUGCUCGUCGAGGUGCUGGAGAGCGAAUGGGAAACCAAUACACUGCCAUUGUCAACAGAGCCUUGAGAACCUAUGCUAAAUGCAAAGACAUCACUCUCCCUGAAGACACUUUCGAGUCACGACGAAGACGAUCCACCGAGGAGGGCGGCCGAAAGAAAAAGAAGAACCGAGGCGGCAAAAAGAACAAGAAGAACAAGGAGUCUGGCCGAGGCAUCCCAGCCACCACUCCAGACAAACUCCACUGGAACAUGACCUGGAGAGUCGCCAUGGUCGUCCGAGAGACAAUGAUGUCCGACGUCAAUUGCAUCACAUCUGCUUACAGACUCUUCCAGCGAUUGGACCGAUACAACUUGAACGCGAACUACCAGUACUGCACCAACGUCAACGACAGUGCCCCUUACUGCCAGUGGCUCCAAAAGGAUGAAGAAGGACAGACGAUCUCGUACAAGACUGCCCGAAAGCAGGGCACUUACACAAAGUUCGCUAAAGGUGGCGCGAUCAGCGUCUACUCUCCAGUUUGCGAAGUGAUGGACAAACCCGCCAACGCCAACUACGAUGGAGACAUCUACUGCCCAGAAGGAUACGCCAUCAAAAUCGACCGAGCAAAAUAUGGACGAAGCACCAGAGGAUUCUGCCGAGGAGAUGCUGAUUCCAACAUCAACCUUUGCAAGGGUAAAACCGGCAGUACUGUUGUCGUCACUGACAUCAUCGCCGACAAAUGCGACGGCCUGACAAACUGCGUCAUCGAAGCCUCCAACGAGUUCCUCAACGGCGGCGAAGAUCCCUGCCCCGGAGUCGAGAAAUUGGCCGAAGUCUACCACACCUGCGAAAAGAUCGAAGAGUAA